AUGUCAUAUAAUAAUAAUAUCAAUCAUUAUACACCUAGAUAUGGUAAUAAUCCAUCAAGGAAAAGUUAUGAUAACAAUAAUGAUAACUCCAACAAAGAAUCAAACAGUUACUCAGUGAGUAAGAUACGAGAAAAUAAUAAUAAAACGAAUAAUUCUAGCCUACCUACAUCCUCAUCAUCAUCAACAGGUUCAGGCCCAGGCUCAGGCCCAGGCUCAGGCUCAUCAUCAAGCUAUUAUAAUAGAAGAGAUUACUAUCCUGUUUCAACUUACAAAUCCAGGUAUGGUUCUUAUUCAAGUUCAAGUUAUAAACCAACUUCAUUUUCAUCCAAACCAAUGGGUAAAUCAUAUAAUAAUAAUUCCUCAUAUUAUUCAAAAAGAAGACCAAAUGAUUCAUUUUCAAAACAUCAAGACAAUUCUUCAAAUAAAUUUAUAUCGAAAACGAGUAAUUAUUCGUCAAAUAACAACAAGGGCGAAUCAACAAGGGCAUUUACUAGUUCUGAUUACACAAGUUGGAGAAAAAAACCUUCACCUUCAAUAUUAUCUAAUAAACCUAUAAUUUCAGCUACAAAACCAUCAGUUUCAAGUACAAAACCAACAAGUUCAAUACCAAUAUCAAGAACAGGUGAAAUAUCAAAAUCACCGGUGGAUACAACAUUGUCAAGUUAUAAAGAUGAACGUCGAUCUACAAAAUCGACAAAUGAUGAUCAACUACUUUCCAAUACCACGAGCAAUGAAAACGGUACGGUGCCUGAUAAAUCAUCUUUAUUUAGUUCUAGUGAUUAUACAAAAAAGACCAGUUAUGAUAUUUAUUCCAGGAAAAAUAGCAAAGAAGAUCAUCAAAGAAGUCCUUCAAAUGAUUUGUCAAGAAAAAGCUCAAUAAUCAAAGAAGAAAAUAGAAGCACGUCGCAAGAUGCUAUCAAGUAUGGUAAAUUAGAUUCAAAUAAUUAUGAUGUUAAAUCAGAAACUAAGUUGGACAAAGAUCAAAGCAGGAGUAAACUGCCCAUACAUAACACUCAACCAAAUUCAAUUAAAAAGAAAACAUCAUUUGCCGAAUAUUGGAAGCAAACCAAGGCUAAAAAGUAUGAAGAUAAAGUAAGAGAGGAUUACAAACCUAAAGAUGAAGCUCGAUUCAAAGAUUAUCACAAAAUAUACUACAAUGAAGAUAAAAAAUCAGGAGAGAAUACUCCUGAUUUAAAGGUAAAUAAAGAUGAGCCAAUACUGGAUGAAAAUCCAAUCAUUAAUAAAGAUGUAAAUCCAAUAAUUGAUAAAGAGGAUAUAGCAGCUUCACCAACAUUGAUUAAACUGGAAAAUGAACAAACUGAAGAAAAAACGCACUCCGAAACUGAGUCUAAUAUUGAUGAAUAUUCGAAAUCAAGAGAAAAAUUAAGAGAAAAUUCAAGAGAUAUUGUAUCUGAUAAAGAGGAAUUUAAAGACAAAUCACAAGAUGAAGACUCAAAGAAUCAUCUGGAGACGAAGAAAACAGAAGAAUUGACAUCGUCAAAUUCAAAACAAGAUAUUAUAGAAUUUAAUAUAAAUGCAAAUGCAAUUUCAGAUGAAUCACAAGAACCUAAAAUUGAUCAUAAAUCUGACAUAAAUGAAGAUGUUGAAUUAUCUGAAGCUGAAACUGUGGUAACGGAUGUUCCAAGUUUAAAUGAUGGUCGAAAAUUGAUUAUAAAAGAUGACAAUGAUGAACGACAUAGAUUGAAAAGAAAGUAUCGAAACAUUAUAACUUCUGAUGAAGAAGACGAAGACAUGGAAUCACAGACUGAUUUCAAACAAUCAAAAACAAAUCAUCCUUAUAAAAUCAAAAGAGAUGCUGGAGGACGUUCUCUAUUACAAAGAGCAUGUAAAAAAGGUAAUUUUGAAGAUGUUAAAAGUUAUAUAUUUAGUGGAGCAAGUGCAAAUGAAAAUGAUUUUUGUGGUUUUACUUGUCUUCAUGAAGCAGCUUUAGAAGGACAUAUUGAAAUUGUUAAAUUUUUAAUUGAGAAUGGUGCUGAUGUAAAUGCAAAAGCAGAUGCUGCUGGUAAUUCUGAAACUCCUUUGAUAGAUGCUGCAGAAAACAAACAUCUUGAAACAGUAAAAUUGCUAUUAGAGCAUGGAGCUGAUCCUACUAUUUAUAAUAUUGAUGGAUUUACGGCAUUGACAAAAAUUUAUAAUGAACAUGCAAACGAAGAAGGUUAUGAAGAAAUAAUUGAAGUUUUAGAAGAUGCAAUUUCAACAUUCAAUAAAAAUAAAGAUUUUACUAAAUCAAAAACUGGAACUCCUGAAUUAGGUGGUAAUAUAAUUGUCGGUGAUCCUCAUGAAAGUUAUUUUGCUGAAUUAAUUAAGAAGAAAGGAAUUUAUAAAUAUGCUGCUGAAAAUUCUAAAGAGAUGACUGCUAAUUAUUUUGUUUCGGGAAAUAGUCUUGAAGAUAAUGUGGAUGUGUUAAUUUUAGCAGCAAGAAAUGGUCAUUGUGAAUUAGUUGAUAUUAUAUUAGGCCUAAAUUCAACAUCUUUUAAUAUUGAUACUGAAAAUUCUUGUGGGACAACUGCACUAUUAGCCAGUGUUGGUAGGGGUCAUAUAGACGUAGUUGAGAGUCUAUUAUCAAAAGGUGCUGACCCAUUUAAGUAUAGAAGAGUUGAUAAUUUGAAUACAAUGGAUAUAGCACAUCAUUCACCAAAAUAUAAUAAUGAUGAAAUUGAUUUGCUUGCAAAGUAUAUGAAUAAAAAUGUUUCACACUCACCAACAUCGAUUACAACAGAUUCUUCAAAGCCUGAUUUAAAGAGAGAAGCAUCAAUUCAAUCUACAGGUGAAGCAGAAGAAAAGAUACUGGGAUUGAAUACUGACGAGAAGAGUGGUGAUGAACCAGUUGAAGAUGAUCAAAUUAAACCAAAUACAUUAAAGAGAAGUUCCAGUUCCAGUCCCGAAGAAAAUCGAAAGAGUGAUGAAGAAGAAGAUGAAGCUGAUACACAACAUCAAUUUAAAAAAGUUAAAUCGGAAUCAAGAUUAUCAUCAUUUCAAUAUGAAAAAGCAAAAUCACCUAAUUGGAAACAUGAUUCUUUAUCUCUAUCUUCAUCUUCAGCAACAACACCACCCCAACAACAAGUUUUAACUAAAGAACAAGAAGAGUUGAAAAUAAAAAAUGCUGAGGAAGCAAGAAUCUGGCAAGAAAAAGUGGAAGCUAAAAAAAGAGUUAGAAAACAAAUGUUUUUAAAACAUGAAAAGGAGAAAGAGUUGAAAAGGAAAGAAGAAGAGGAAAAACGAUUACAAGAAGAACAUAGGUUACAAGAAAUUAAAUCAGCUCAAGAUGCAAAAAUGAAAAGUAUUGAUUUGGAUACUCAAAGAAUCAAAUUGAGGAAAAUUUUAACAAUUGAUAAUUAUCCAAGUGGAUUAUAUUCAAUUAAAUUUAAUUCAAAACCUAAUGAAUCAUCACUUGAAAAAUUUUUACCUUUAUAUGUUUUCAAUUUUGAAGGACAAAGAUACAUAACAGAUUUGCAAGUAUCAUUACUUACAUUGAGAAAGAUUAGUAACUUAAAGAAUCAUCUAAAUUUCAAUUCAUUUAUUCCUAUUUCAAAUAAUGACAAAUGUAAAAUUUGGAAAUUAUUUGAUAAAUUUUUCAAUCCAUUAGGAAAUCAACCAAUAACAAAUCAAUUUAAACUUCAAAAUUUGAAACAAUUUCAACAAUUGUUGAUUCAUUUCAUUGCAAUAGAUGAUGUUAUUUCAUUCUUACAUCAAAAACACCCAGAAAUUAUUGAGAUGAUUAAUGUUGUUAAACCAAUUGAUGUGGUAAUAGAUUCAUUAAGUGGAUUUGAUAUUGAACUUGAAGAAAUUGAUGAUAUAAUGAAUAUAAAUGAUGAUAAAUUUAAUUUUAAAGUUGAUUUAGAACAUACAAAUAAAUUCAUUCCACCAAAUUUAAAUCAUAGAAAAGAAAUUCUUGAAACAAUUGGUAAAUCAUCUCGUCCAUUAUGGUGA
Messenger RNA from Insectozyma verbasci, 3951 nucleotides. The record is from the annotation of a GenBank genome assembly. NCBI's taxonomy places the organism in Eukaryota, Fungi, Ascomycota, Pichiomycetes, Serinales, Debaryomycetaceae.